AUGAACUCAUCCGUUAAAGGGGAAUCCGAGGUUCUAAACGGGGAAUGCGGCGACCGUUCUUGCGAGGGAAUUCCGCACGAGGAUACGGGAUCCGAUCCUGAGCUCGGUGAGGAGAAAGUCCCUGAUUGCGCUAGGCUCGAUGGUAUCCCUCAAAAGAUUGAGAUGCCGUGGAGAUCAUCGUCAAGAUCUCUGGCUCGGGAUGGUCAAUCGGGGAUGACCGAAGAUAUAGUCAUCGCUUUGCGGGAGAGGGUGGGAAUCAGUGACGCGGUCAAGAUUCUCGUUCCCUUACCUGACCAAAGGCCGAUGGACGCUCCACCUGGAUGGUUUUGCCUCUACGAAUGCUUCCUCACGGAGUUUGGAAUACGUUUUCCGGUCCUCCCGUUACUUCUCGAGUAUGCGUAUGAGCGGGGUGUAGCGUUGAGUCAGCUGACCCAUGGUGUAGUGCGGCAUAUGGUCUUCUCGGCCGCUCUGGCGAAGGCAGCCGGGAUGAAGCUAGACAGGGAGCUCUUUGAGCGUAUAACUGAUCUUCGUGCUGGGGUUAAGGAAGGAGGUUUCAAGCGUUUCCACACAUCGAUGAAACAUGACAUCGUUUUUGGUGAUCAUCGAACGAAGAUUCAUCACUGGACGCGCUACUACUUUUUUGUCAAGGUCGACCGUGCUUCGGUCGGGGAUUUUGAUCCUAGUCACGUCGGCAUAUGGUCUUCUCGGCCGCUCUGGCGAAGGCAGCCGGGAUGA
Microthlaspi erraticum is the source of this 735-nucleotide messenger RNA. Lineage: Eukaryota; Viridiplantae; Streptophyta; Magnoliopsida; Brassicales; Brassicaceae. The record is from the annotation of a GenBank genome assembly.